AUGUUACUGGAUUACUUUCGUAUUCUCCGUCCAACGGACCUGGCUCCUCUAGUUGGAAUCCUGCUCAGUACUCUCGUGUUAUACCUCGCGUUUCCUAUCACUCGCCGGGCAAAGCUUCCCUUGAUCAACGGCAAAAGACCAGGCGAAAUUUGGGCCACUGAUGCGAUAAAUCGGUUCCUCUCGGAUUCUGAGAGUCUCCUGAAAGAGGGAUUCGAGAAGUCGGAAAAUGGGUUCUAUCUGGGAACAGACAAUGGGACAAUGCUUAUAUUACCGAUGAGAUAUGCGACGUCUAUCCGGGAUACGACCGGCUUGAGUUUCUCCUUGUUUGCCAGAGAUUUAUUCCAUUGGCAUAUCGGCGGGCUGGAAGCCUUUCAACCCAACCAUGUGGUGCAUGAAACGGUCAACAAGAAGCUCACACGUAAACUUGAAAGCUUGGUCGAUCCGUUGUCGGCGGUUACGGCAGCAACCCUUCGAGAGCACUGGGCAGAUUGUUCCGACUGGUCCAAGAUUACCCUUUCCGAUAGCAUCCUUGCAAUCUUCACCAAGGUGUCGUCCCGGGUCUUCCUGGGCGAGGACCUGUACCAAACCCCCGAAUGGAUCCAACUGCUGCAGGAUUACAUGGUCGACUCGUACGUGGCUGUUGGGUCCUUGCGUCGCUGGCCAGUUCCCUUCCGUCCGCUCGUGGCAAACUUUCUGCCUUCGGUGCACAAGGCCAGGAAGCUCAUCCAAGGCGCGCGCGACAUCAUCAACCCCGUGGUCGAGGAGCGGCGAGCCGCCCCGGAGACGACGACUGAGACAUGCGGGCUGGACUGGAUCGACGAAACUGCUUCGGCCCUCGGGGUGCCGUACGACCCUGCCGUGGCGCAGCUGGGUCUGUCCCUGGGCUCGGUCAACACCGGGGCCGACAUGGUGACCCAGCUGCUGUUCGACAUCUGCGGGCAAGAGAAGUUGGUCCGGGACCUGCGCCAGGAGAUCAUCGCCGUGCUGCGGCACGAGGAGGAAGAAACCUCGCGCAAGGCGCUCCUGUACAAGCUAAAGCUCCUCGACAGCGUGAUGAAGGAAAGCCAGCGGCUCAAGCCUUUAGCCUCCGUCAUGGUAACCAGAACGGCGCAGCGUGAAGUCACGCUGCCAGAGGGGAUUGUCCUUCCCAGGGGCUCCUAUGUCGGCAUUUCCAACUAUGAAAUGCGUAGGGCCGGUUCGCCCAUGGGGGCCGAGUUCGAUGGCUAUCGGUAUUAUAACCUGAGAGAGUCCACUGGCGACGAAACAUGGACGCAGUUUGUGUCGACGGGCCCGAAGGUCAUGGGCUUCGGGUACGGACAGUACGCCUGCCCAGGCCGAUUCUUUGCAUCCGAUCAAAUUAAAAUCUUCAUGUGCCAUCUGUUGCUCAAGUUUGAUUUUAAACUGCCUCCGGGUGAAGGCCGGCCGCCCGUCUACACAUCUGGCUUUAGCUUGAUUGCCAACCCAACGGCGCAGAUUCUCAUUCGCAAGCGAGAAGCAGAGGUAGAUCUGGAUGCUAUCCUCGGACUGUGAGAAUCGAUUUUUUU
Molecule: messenger RNA, 1544 nt
Organism: Aspergillus ochraceoroseus IBT 24754
Lineage: Eukaryota; Fungi; Ascomycota; Eurotiomycetes; Eurotiales; Aspergillaceae
Product: cytochrome P450
Exons: 7
Coding region: 1-1530 (509 amino acids)
Molecular function (GO): oxidoreductase activity, acting on paired donors, with incorporation or reduction of molecular oxygen; heme binding; monooxygenase activity
Source: RefSeq, a predicted model, not a curated record